AUGGCUUCUGUUCUUUGUGAAUGUUUGCGAAGUUUAAUUCAAAAAGAUAUCCAAGACCUCCUCAUCCCCCUUUUCAUUAAUGUCCUCUUCCUUCUAUAUUCUUCCCGCGCCAUUAACGUUGAUCAGUCCCCUAAUUCCGAUGAGUGCGAGUUCGUUGAAUGCCUCCGAAACCACUCUGUUCCCCCCAACCUCUACUUCACUCCUCAAUCCCAUUUCUUCAACCAUUUCUUCUUCUCCUCCGUCCGCAAUCGCCGUCCCCUCCUAAACUCCUCUAAACCAAUUCUCAUCUUUCUCCCCACCAGCGAAAACCACGUCCAAGCAGCCGUUCUCUGUUCCCGCAGCCUGGACAUUCCUACCCGCACCCGAAGCGGCGGCCAUGACUAUGAGGGUCUAUCCUACGCUUCCACCUCCGGCCCAUUCGUGCUCAUCGACCUACAAUUCCUUUCUUCCAUCAAAAUCGAUAUGCACUCCGGAACAGCCUGGGUGCAUGCCGGCGCCAUUAUCGGAGAGCUGUACUACGCCAUUGCCAACCAUAGCAGAACUGUCGCAUUCCCCGCCGGCCUCGGUCCUACCGUAGGCGUAGGCGGGCAUCUCAGCGGCGGAGGAUUGGGGACUUUAAUGAGGUCCUUCGGGCUAUCGAGCGAUAACGUGGAAGACAUCCGAAUCGGCCUCGCAAGCGGAGAGAUAAAGGAUCGAGGAACCAUUGGAGAAGAACUGUUCUGGGCGCUCAGAGGGGGAGGAGGUGCGAGCUUUGGGGUGAUUGUGGCUUACAAAGUGAGGCUUGUGGCGGUUCCGAGCAAAGUAACUGUUUUCACAAUCUCAAAGAAUUUGGAGGGGGGAGCGACGAAGCUUGUGGAUAAAUGGCAGCGAAUGGCUUAUAAGGUGGAUAAGAGGCUGUUUAUCCGGGCGGUGUUUACUGUUGUGGGAAAUGAUAGCGAAUCUUCUGAUGGGAAUAAGACGAACAGAACAGUACAGGUUUCCUUUAAAUCCUUGUUCCUUGGUGAGAAGAAUGAGCUUCUUCCCAUAAUAGAGGAUUGUUUUCCGGAACUCGAGUUGAAGGCGGAGGAUUGCACAGAGAUGGGCUCCUCUACUUUGCAAAUCUGUGGGGUGGAAGAAUGGAUGAGAUCUUUGAAAUCGAGCAGCCUUUCCUCUUCAGAAAGGAACCUUUUUUCAUGUCCACUAUUUGACGCAGAGGUGGUCGGAAGACGACGCUGCAAUGAGAGGCAUGUGGAUUGGUUGAGGAGGUUUUACAAGUUCAUGACACCUUAUGUUUCUAAGAACCCAAGGGCGGCUUAUCUCAACUAUAGAGAUUUGGAUAUUGGGACGAAUGUGAAGGGAAACAAGACAAAUUAUUGGGAGGCGAGAGUGUGGGGAGAGAGGUAUUAUAAAGGUAACUUCAAGCGAUUGGCUUAUGCGAAGGGUGAGGUUGAUCCUACUAACAUGUUCAUGAAUGAGCAGAGCGUUAAUGAAUGA
This is a messenger RNA of Phalaenopsis equestris, 1473 nucleotides long. Its product is annotated as berberine bridge enzyme-like 26. Lineage: Eukaryota; Viridiplantae; Streptophyta; Magnoliopsida; Asparagales; Orchidaceae. The record is from RefSeq and is a predicted model, not a curated record. Gene Ontology annotation, molecular function: oxidoreductase activity; FAD binding. The transcript is spliced from 4 exons. Bases 1 to 1473 code for a protein of 490 amino acids.